CAGGGUCGCAUUUAUCACUGCACGAAAAUAUCAGAAAAAAACCCAAUCAAUUUCUCAAGUUGCUUUCCUAUUAAUUUGGGGAUGGGGUUGAGAUUGGGGUUUCCAGUAGUUUCUCAGUCCAAUUCUACAACGGAGCAUAUGAAAGCGGCCAUGGGAGUCAACUCACUCUUCUUCCUCUUCCUCCUCUCUUUCGCCCUCUCCUUCUCCUUCUCCACUUCGGAUGAUCCAGAUUGUGUGUAUACAUUGUAUAUUAGGACGAGUUCAAUUAUCAAAGGUGGCACCGACUCUAUCAUCAGCCUUACACUAUAUGAUCAGUACGGCUACGGCCUCCGAAUCCCCAAUCUGGAGACAUGGGGCGGGUUAAUGGGUCCGGGUUACAACUACUUUGAGAGGGGUAAUCUAGACAUUUUUAGCGGACGGGGUCCGUGUCUGUCGGACCCCGUUUGCAAGAUGAACCUAACCUCCGACGGAACAGGUUCGGGUCACGGGUGGUAUUGCAAUUACGUGGAGGUGACUAGUGCAGGAGUCCACCAGCAGUGCAUCUCGGAGCAGUUUGAGGUAGAACAGUGGUUGGCUACUGACGUCUCACCUUACGAGCUCACUGCCAUUCGGGACAAUUGUCCAUCCAACGGUCACGCUGCCAAACCCAUGGACGGUCAGGAUUGGCUGAUGGUGUCGAGUGUGUGAGAUGUUUUUUAUGCAUGUAUAACUUUUUAUUCCAGUGGUCUGCUGUUGUAUUUAUUAUGGAUGGAUAUGGGUGCUUGUUAAGUUAAAUAAAUAAAUCGAUACACAAGUGAACUUAUUAUUUUGCCGGCACCUUCUUUGCUCGGAUCAAAUCUUCUCUUCUAUUU
Andrographis paniculata is the source of this 851-nucleotide messenger RNA. RefSeq names its product PLAT domain-containing protein 3-like. The transcript has 2 exons. NCBI's taxonomy places the organism in Eukaryota, Viridiplantae, Streptophyta, Magnoliopsida, Lamiales, Acanthaceae. The record is from RefSeq and is a predicted model, not a curated record. Gene Ontology annotation, molecular function: protein binding. Bases 82 to 687 code for a protein of 201 amino acids.